UUUCGCUGCAAUUUCUAAUUUUCCCCCCUCGAAUUUCGAAGGUGAAAUAAACCCUAAUUAUGGUUGAUCAACACCCAUAUUCGAUGGGAGAACCGGAAUUUAUUCAAGAUGAAGAUAUACGGAUUGAUACCACAAAAGCUAGAUUUAAAAAUGUCAUCAAAAGACAUGCAGAACUUACAGAGCGUCUUUCCAGGGAUUCUGACAAGAUGGUAUUUGAGCGUUUGCAAAAAGAAUUUGAAGCUGCACUAUCAUCUCAAACUCAAGAGAUCUCUCUGGAAGGUGAAGAUUGGAAUGAUGGGCUGCUAGCUACAAUAAGAGAGAGAGUUCACAUGGAAGCAGAUAGGAAGUCAACAGCAGGGGAUUCAAAUAUUGAGCUAGAUUCCCCCUUUCUUGAAAAAAUUACUUACAGGGUGGGAAGUAAGGUUAUAUGUUGUUUGGAAUGUGCAAGGAUUGGAAUACAGUAUGAAACAUCAUUUGCUGGAGAGCCAUGCGAAUUUUACCACUGUGUCCUUGAGAGCAAGUCAUUUCUGGAGAAGAUGACGGUUCUAGAGCACACAAUUCCUUUCUUUUUGCCUAUACGAGAAGCUGAAAAUGAUCUUCUCUCAUCUAAUGCAAUGAAAUUCAUUGAUCAUGUUGGGGAAUUGUUGCAGGCAUAUGUGGAUAGAAGGGAGCAGGUGCGCGUCAUGAAAGACAUUUAUGGGAAUCAAAUCGGAGAUCUCUAUCAUAGCCUUCCUUAUCAUAUGAUUGAAUUUGUGCUGGAGGAUUUCGAAUGCACCAGGAUCACCAUCAGUCUUAAAUAUGCAGAUUUGGUGUCUAUUCUUCCAACCAGAAUCAGAGUCAUGGCUUGGCCAUUAAACUCCUCCCAGAAGGGCCUUGCGGAGGUGCCGAUGAGAAGGAAGGGAGCUGGAGCAUUGCCAAAUCAUCUUAUUCCCACACGCCUAUCUUAUGCAGAAGAUGCCCUGCGAAGUUUUAGUUUACCUGAAGCUUUUGCAGAGAUCGUGCUGAACUUGCCACAUGCACUUCAGCAGAUUUGGGUUGGGGUUGAUGGUUCUGAAGACUGAUAUGUAGAAAGCUAGAGGCGUACUAGUACUAGUAAUUGUACCCAAAUGCCUACCGUGUAUAGUGUACUAUAGAAAUGUUGAGUCGUCUGCGGCUAUUCAAAGCUCUCUCCCCUGUCUGCGAAACUAAUUUCUGGGCCAACUCCGUGGACGAUAUUUGUGGAUAUAAGUUAUUGCAUCUUCUUCAGUAUGGACAUUCUGAUAUUGUGAUUUAUAUCGUUUCAUGUCUUGA
Molecule: messenger RNA, 1290 nt
Organism: Beta vulgaris subsp. vulgaris (sugar beet)
Lineage: Eukaryota; Viridiplantae; Streptophyta; Magnoliopsida; Caryophyllales; Amaranthaceae
Exons: 12
Coding region: 60-1061 (333 amino acids)
Cellular component (GO): Mis6-Sim4 complex; kinetochore
Source: RefSeq, a predicted model, not a curated record